GCCGGCUAUGUGUUACAGAUAUUGAAAGGAAAUGUUUAUGUCAGCUACUACCUUGUGUUUACUCUAAGAAAAGCAGGCUGUUGGAUGAAGAAACAGAAACAGUUAAGCGGACAAGAACAGGGAGAAAAGACAAAGGCAGAAGCAGUAAAUAAAAAGAAAGGCUAUUCUUUCUGGCUUCGCUUAAAAACCACCGAAUCAUCUGAAUCUUCAUUAUCAAUACAUUCUGGUUAUCCGCAUUCGGAAUACCCAUAUAUGAAAAAUUAUAAUUAUAAUGGUUCAAUUGAAUAUGACAAAGCCACACGUUUCUUGGAGACAGGUUGCCAUUGUGGUUGCUCAAAAAAGAUUCCGAGAGAAAAGUUUGCCGAAUUACGUGAAGCAUUUCAAGCUUUUUCUAGAUCCGAACAAGAUAUAUUUUUAAUGGCCCAGCUGAAAGCAAUGAAUGGCGGAGAAAUAACCGCCAGCCGACGUCUUAAAAAGAAAACGCGGAUUGGUCGCACUCACUUCGAAAACGUCAGAAAUCACCUAGCGGCGAAUGGGAUAAUACCGCGUGUUCAUGGUAACAUAAAACGAAUACCGCGAUGGAAAACCAAAAUAACCAUUGAUAUAACCGUUGCUACCGCCGUUAAAAAUUUUCUUGAAAAUUAUGCUGAAAUACAUGGAUUACCAAGUCCGGGUAGAAAUGUCAAUCGCAUUACUCAAUCGCUUACGCUUUUGCCAGCUGAAACGAGUUAUAAAUCGGUCUAUCGUGAUUUUAUUGCAGGUCUCGAAAAUGAUAGUAAAUUGAAAUUGUUAAAAUAUGAUGCAUGCCGCAAGUUAUGGCACCAAUUAACACCUUACAUUCAAAUUAUGAGUCCAAGAACGGAUUUAUGUGACACGUGCCAACAUUUUCGGAACGGCUUACAGUAUAAUGCUCGUAAGGAAGAAGAAGCGAAAGAUUUACUGAAAAAAUUCAAAGAACAUCUAGUUAAAGCUAAAUUAGAGAGAAACUAUUACAACAAAAAUACGAAAUUAGCAGAACAACAGAGGAAAUUGUUACGAUUGAGCACAAAACGUUCACGUGCCCCAUUCCGAUCAACAGAUGAAGCAGUACGCGAACAAAUUAAUUACGUUCUUGAUGAAAACGAAAUUAUCGGUAAAGGCCCUAAUGUAAUCUGCGGCUAUUAUGAAAGUAUCGAAUUAAAUUUUAUGGUACCGGGACAUACUAAAUUCAAGUGUGAUGGUAGUUUUGGAUUGAUUAAAAAGCUUUAUCGAAAAACAACUGUGGAUUGUGUGAAUCAUAUUAUUGAGGUUGUGAAAAAAUCAAGUACAGCAGGAUUAAACAAAGCUCAGUGCUAUGACAACGGACAAGGUUUUCAGUACUUAGAUCUUAAUUCUGUAUUGGGAAUUUUCUUUAAAAAAUUGAAUGGUUUACAAAAAUAUCAGCAUUUUCUCUUUGAAGCAACUCAUCCAGGAGUCGUCAAAGCUCAGCUGGUUGCUAAUGUAAAAGCUGAUAAAGAAGUUAAAGGUUUACAAUCCUUAACAACUAAUUUAGAGAAAGAGAAGAAUGGAUUGCUUGAAAAAACUAAGCAAUUAGAAGCAGAACAAAAAGUCUUGGAAGAAGCAUUAGAAUUAGAGGAAAAUAUUUCUAAAUAUCAUUUAGAUGCUCUUGAAGUAGCUAGACAAUGGAGAGUAAGGCAAAGCAAAGAAAAAGAUGACAACUUAGAAAAAGCUUCAAGAAAAAUAGAGAUGCUAGAAAAUGUUGUGGCAUGGCAGAAUUAUUUAACAAACAAGCAAUUUCAAGAAUUACAAACUUUGCUAAAGAAACAAAAUAAAUUUAAACUUCUAAUUAACAAAGCAAAAAGCAGAAUUAAGCAAGCAAAAGCAAUAACUCAAGAAAAGUUCAACACAUACAUCUUGCAAAAGAAUAAAUAA
Ambispora leptoticha is the source of this 1911-nucleotide messenger RNA. NCBI's taxonomy places the organism in Eukaryota, Fungi, Glomeromycota, Glomeromycetes, Archaeosporales, Ambisporaceae. The record is from the annotation of a GenBank genome assembly.